Effrenium voratum is the source of this 2052-nucleotide messenger RNA. The record is from the annotation of a GenBank genome assembly. NCBI's taxonomy places the organism in Eukaryota, Dinophyceae, Suessiales, Symbiodiniaceae.
CUCAAGCCACCGCGAAACACGCCCGGUGCGAAGUUGUCCGCGGUGUUUUUCACGCCGACCCGUGCAAUGAAGGGAGCGUUGCUUCUUGCGCUGCUCCUGGGUGCCAGUGCGGAGCAUGGCCCCAAACAGUACCCGGUGACGAAGGUGGUGAACCUCCUGGGCGACAUGAAGAAACAGCUGGAAGCGGAAGCGGAGAAAGACGAGGAGGUGGAUGAGAAGAUGAAGUGCUGGUGCAAGGAGACGAUGCAGUCCAAAGAAGAGAGCAUCGCCAGCACGGAGUCCCAGAUCUCCAGCCUCGGCGGUUCCAUCGAGACCGCGGCCGCGGAUUCCAUGCGCCUCGCCUUGGAAGUCGAAGGGCACGAGAGCGACCUGGCCAAGAGCCAAGAGUCGCUGUCCAUGGCAGAGGCGCAGCGGGAGAAGCAGCAGAAGACCUUCCAAGAGGAGGAGAAGGAGAUGAAGGAGUCUCUGACCGGAGUGGACGCAGCCUUGGAUACCCUGCAGAAGAAGUCCUCCUUUUUGUCCACGUCGGCCAGCGCGGCGAAGCGGGCAGAGGCCUUGGACUUGGUGAAGAAGCUGCAGACGAAGCACUUUAACCUGCUGCGCGCCCCGCAUCAGCGGAAGCUGAUGCUGUCCAUGGCCUCUGCGCACCUCGAUGUGGAUGCCAAUCCCGCCACAGGGGAGGUGGUGGGCAUCAUGUCGCAGAUGAAGGACACCUUCGAGACCAACCUCAACCAGACCCUCAAGGAGGAGGCCGAGAGCGCCCUCACCUUCAACGGCCUUCAGGAGGCCAAGACCGCGGAGAUCAAGGCCACGCAGGAGGCCAUCCUCUCCAAGAAGGCCCAGCACGCCAAGGCGGACACCGAAGGCGCCCGCGCGAAGCAGGACUUGGAGAACGCCCAGGCGAGCAUUUUGGUGGACAAGCAGUUCUUGGCGGAUGCCAAGGAGAAAUGCGCGGCCCACGAGGCGGAGUUCGCGGAGCGGGUGAAGACGAGGAAUGAGGAGAUCACCGGGUGCUCCAAGGCCGUCGCCAUCCUCAGCGACGACUCGGCGCGCGACACCUUCGGCCGCACCUUCAACGCCGGCUUCCUCCAGCUUUCCUCCGAGUCGGUUCCGAGCGCCGCUUCGGUGCUGGCGCGGGCGGCGGCCAAGUCGCAGGACGCCAGGCUGGCCUCGCUGGCGCAGCUGGUGCGCACCAGCGCAUUCGACCAGGUGAAGAAGGAGAUUGAUGGCCUUGUCGUGCAGCUUAAGGAGGUCCAGCAGGACGAAGUGAAGAGCAAGGAUUCCUGCGUUCAGCGCCUGCACGAGAACAACAUGGACACCACCAAGUCCACCAACGACAAGGCACAGGCGGAGAGCAAGCUCUCAGGCCUCAAGGACUUUGUGUCGCGCACCAACAGCAGCAUCAAGACUCUGAAAGAGGAGAUCAGUGCCCUGGAGUCGGAAGUGGAGUCUGCGAAGACCGACAUGGAGCUGCGGCAGAAGGAGUCGGCAGCCAUCGUGAAAGAUCAGAAGGACACGCAAGAGUUGCUGACCCGGGCCCUGGACGUCCUUGGUGGCGUCUAUGGCGCCAGCUUGGUGCAGAAGGACGAACCCAAGACCUUCGGCAGCUACCAGAAGAGCGAAGGGGCCAACGGUGUGCAGCUGCUGCUGCAGCAGAUCAUCGGAGAUGCCAAGGUGAUGCAGACCAAAGCAGAGGCGGACUUGGAAGCGGCGGUGAAGGACUUUGAGCAGUUCAAGACCGACGCGCUGGCCGCCGUCGCCGCCAAGGAGCAGAGUUUGGUGGAUUUGGACGUGGAGAAGUCCCAGACGCAGAGCGAUGCCUUGGGGGCCCAUAAGGAGGUCACUUCGUUGACCAAGGGCCUGGAGGCUCUCGGGGAGACCUUGGCGGCUCUCAAGGAGGAGUGCGACUUCCUGAUCAGCAAGUUCGAGUCCCGGCAGGAGGCUCGAGAGCAGGAGAUCGACGCGCUCAGCACCGCCAAGGCCAUCUUGAGCGGCAUGAAGGCGCUCUAAGGUGACCCGCGCUCGACCGGUGUCAGUGAGUUGGCGAGCAGG